Molecule: messenger RNA, 1461 nt
Organism: Cladocopium goreaui
Lineage: Eukaryota; Dinophyceae; Suessiales; Symbiodiniaceae
Source: the annotation of a GenBank genome assembly
AUGAGAACAGCAUCAACAUGGCUUCGAGUUUUCCUCUGGUCAUUACAAGUGCAGCCGGUGAUCUGCCAGAUUCGGGUCUUGGCACCUCCCAGAGUCGUUCAAGACUUUCAGACGAGCCACGGGAGGAUCUUCGGCUCCACUUCGACCUUCGGCGCUCCGUUCUAUGGUGACCGCGUCUAUGGACGCUUGGUCUACGGAACCCCGAAACAAAAAAACCACUGCACCGAAGAAGACUAUGACGUCCCAUCUCCCGAGAAAUUCAUGCCGGCCGGGAAGAGCUACAACGAGGUUCGCCUCAUUAACAUCAUCCUUGUGGAACGUGGCUCGUGCUCCUUUGUGACAAAGGUGAAAGUGGCACAGAAAAAGGAGGCGCAUGCGGUGAUCAUCGUGGACACACAGGGAUCCACACGUACUACGAGGGAUAUCCAGGAUAUCAUCGUGGCGGAUGACGGCUACGGUUCGAACGUCGACAUUCCAUCUGUCCUUAUCUCGAGGGAGGAAGGACAGAAACUCAUCGACCCUCUGCUAGCUGACCCCGGCACGCAGGUUGUUGUUGAACUCAACUGGGACAUUCCCUCUGAGAAUGUGGUGCAGGUAGAUCUCUGGAUGAGUUCAGCGUCAGUCAGCAGCCAGAAAUUCCUGAAGGACUUCAAACCCAAACGGGAGGCGUUGAACGAGUACUUGAGGUUUAUGCCACAUUACCACGUCUUCAGCAUGGACGGCAGCAAGGACUACAAAGAGCUUUGCUUCGACGUCUCCGGGAAGUAUUGCGCUGAGGACCCCGACGGCAGCGGCUCCGUCACGGGUUACGUGGUGCUCAUGGAGGAUGUUCGCCAACUUUGCAUCCACGAGCUGUACACCAAGUCCAUGGAUGAGAGGAUCUCCUAUCAGCAGCAUCCAACCAGUGAAUCCGCCCUUUAUGCUGCCGAGUGGUGGCGCUACGCCAGCAACUACUUAGACGAGUGCCCCUUGGACGGCAAAUCCGAGAAUGCAAAGUUCGGCCCAACCUGUUCGCUUCUCGCGAUGAAGAAGUUUGGGAUCCAUGAUGUGGAGAAGGUGGAAGCCUGUGUGGCGCAGACGGCGGAGCAGAAGCUCCAGCAGCAGCUGACCUUUACGGCGUGGUCUCCGAGGGCGUUGAGGAUCAAUGGAUGGAGGUACAACGGCCAGCUGGAUGGGGAUUUGGUCACUCGUGCCAUUUGUUCCGGCUUUGUGGAGACGCCGCAGAAAUGCAAAGCGCUCAUAGAGCCCCGGAAUCCCUUCCUACCCUUUGCGCAAAGCAAAGAGACAGGCGUGUCUUUCUCUCAAAUGGUGGAGGCCAUAGUAGCUACAGCACUCUUUGGCAUUUGCAUUAUGUACUUCUACAAGCGUGCCUUGACCCGACAUGUUCAUACAGCCCUUCGGGAAGAGGUGAUGCUUGAAGUGCAGUCCGAAAUGGCUCGGUACAAACAACUGGGAUCAUGA